AUGAAGGAAAAGUCAAAGAAUGCUGCGAAGACGAGACGGGAAAAAGAAAAUGGAGAAUUUUAUGAACUGGCGAAAUUAUUGCCAUUGCCCUCAGCGAUCACCUCGCAGCUGGACAAGGCUUCAAUCAUCCGUCUAACAACCAGCUACCUGAAGAUGAGGGCCGUGUUUCCUGAGGGUCUGGGAGAGGCAUGGGGGCAGCCCUCCCGGAUCAGCCCAUUGGAUAACAUGGCCAAAGAACUGGGAUCCCAUCUGCUUCAGACUCUGGACGGCUUUGUGUUUGUUGUCGCCUCGGAUGGAAAAAUCAUGUACAUCUCAGAGACAGCGUCUGUUCACCUGGGGCUAUCACAGGUGGAGCUGACUGGGAACAGCAUCUUUGAGUACAUCCACCCAUCGGACCAUGACGAGAUGACAGCAGUGCUGACGGCCCAUCAGCCCCUCCACCCCCACUUCCUGCAAGAGUACGAGAUGGAGCGCUCCUUCUUCCUGAGGAUGAAGUGCGUACUGGCCAAGCGCAACGCCGGACUCACAUGCGGGGGCUAUAAGGUGAUCCACUGCAGCGGGUACCUGAAGAUCCGGCAGUACGUCAUGGACAUGGCUCUGUAUGACUCCUGCUACCAGAUUGUGGGGCUGGUGGCAGUGGGCCAUUCACUGCCCCCUAGUGGCAUCACCGAGAUCAAGCUGCACAGCAACAUGUUCAUGUUCCGCGCCAGCCUGGACCUUAAGCUCAUCUUCCUCGACUCUCGGGUGGCUGAGCUGACGGGUUACGAGCCGCAGGAUCUGAUAGAGAAGACCCUGUACCACCAUGUCCACGGCUGUGAUGUGUUCCACCUGAGAUACGCCCAUCAUCUGUUGCUGGUGAAAGGCCAGGUCACCACAAAGUACUACCGGCUGCUGUCCAAGCACGGGGGCUGGGUGUGGGUGCAGAGCUACGCCACCAUUGUGCACAACAGCCGCUCCUCGCGCCCCCACUGCAUCGUCAGCGUCAACUACGUCCUGACGGAGAUUGAGUACAAAGACCUGCAGCUCUCCCAAGACCAGAGCAGAACUGCCAAGCCUGGCCUCGCCUUCAAGACCACACUCACUUCCUCUCAGGACUCCCGCAAACAACUCAAAGCCAAAGCAGUCAAGAUCAAAACCAAACCCAAAAUGGCCCCCUACCCCCAGCCAAACAACGCGUUUAAUCCGGACAAAAUGGAUUGUGCCUCGCAGGCAGGGACCUGGAAAGAAAGCCCCCCAUUCGGUCUGACACCCUGCCAGGAGACGGGCGGGGCGCCCGAGGGGGGCGAGGUCCUGUGUGAGGUGCCUUACGGGCUGUCCUUCCCCUUCCCGUACGGACCCUUCCCCACGGACGCCCCCACGCUGGCAGGCAGGAAGCUGCGGCCUGCCCAGGGCUCGCCGUGCCAGGCUGCACGCCAGCUCCUCAGCUCCCUGCAGGCCCGGGGCGAAGGCCACUGGAGCUGCAGCAGCCCCUGCUCCGUCCGCCCCGCCAAGACCCUGCCCAGCCAGGUAUCUGCUAUAUCGUUCAGUCCAUUUUCCCCCCCACUUCGCGUAGCCAGCCGAGCACUUGUCCCUUUCUAACGUAGCGUUUCAUUUCCGAUGGCAGGGCCCGCAGCGAGCAGGAGGUACGCAGGUGGCGAUGCGGCGCAUGAGGGAUUCUCCAGCUGCUCGACCCCCAGACCCAACAGCAGGUUGAAGGAAGAGCCUUACGAACAUCACCCGGUCGGACAGGCCAAGGCAGAGGGCAGGCUGCAGGCUCCACAGCAGACCCCGAAAGAAGACACCAAGAUGCAGUUCAUCCGAGACCCCAAACACCUCCUGGGCUGCAGGGAGAAGCCCCUCGCAGGGCCCCUGGGAAGCCCCGCCCUGAGCAAAGCCAGCUGCGACCACCCGCGGCCCCUCCACGGCCUCGGCCAGCACUUGCCCAUGCAGGUGGUGCUGGAGCAGAGGAGGAGAUUGUGCAUGAUGGAGGCCCCGCACACAGCCCACCUGGCGGAGCAGCCCGGCCUGGGGCAGUCCGACGGCCUGGAGCACGGAGGGGAGGAGGAGCAGAGGGCGCCGUACGUCUCCCUCAACUUUCACCACGUCCUGGCCAAGCACGGAUCCUUCCAGGCCCCGCCCUACACCCUGGCAGGACACCUGACGGACAGCUACGGCUACAGGGGGGCGGAGACGAACCCUUACCUCUACAAGAACCAAAGCCCCGCCUCCAGCUCCUCUCCAGAGAUGCACAGGGAAAUCCCGCACUACAUUGGCACGUCCGUCAUUAUAACCAACGAGAGGUGACACACUACAGGCCCAGAGAGGGUGGGCAGAACUCGCCUGGCUCCGCCCCUCCACCAUGCCCUGGGACUUAAUGCUUAAUUAUUUUCAGUACAAUGUCAGAAGCCAUUACUACUAAGAUGUAAGAUGAGACUUUUUUCAGCCACAGCCCUCACAUACACAUGUCAACAUUAGUUGCUGAUGGAUCUUUUUUGCACAGAGUAAUAGGUUCACCAACAUCAAGACUCCUCAGAUGGGGAAGAAACAGUAAUUUCAGGUUUAUUGCCUGAGCAUUUUAUACAUAUUUUUUGCAAGCCAUUUUAACAAUUAGUAUAUCUAAUGUAUUGCAAUGCCCUAGUUCUAACCGUAAUUUUUUCUUAGAAAGUCAGUGCUUAUGAAAAAAACAUUCUUAUGAGAGCUCACUGUAUCUUCAUCUUCAAUCUGGCCUGAAAAUGUUGAAACUGUUUAUACAACAUUGUUGUAUUCAUUCCAAGGUGUUAUGUGAAUGCUAGUGUUGUCCUAACUUCUGUUGCUUAUGUUGUAAUCAGCUCAAUCCUUCAGCAUUUUAAGUAAACUACAGUUUGUAUCUCAAUUUAAUACCCGUGCCCUAUAGGAACUGCACAGGUGUAAAUCUAUACAGCUUAGCAGGCAUACAUACAACUCCAAGAAUCAAGUUUGACCCCCCUGAUUUAUACUCAUCAGCUGCUUGCAAUAAAAAAGUCCAACUCAAAGCUUCA
Conger conger (European conger) is the source of this 2996-nucleotide messenger RNA. RefSeq names its product SIM bHLH transcription factor 2 (gene sim2). Gene Ontology annotation, molecular function: DNA-binding transcription factor activity, RNA polymerase II-specific; protein dimerization activity; RNA polymerase II transcription regulatory region sequence-specific DNA binding. Lineage: Eukaryota; Metazoa; Chordata; Actinopteri; Anguilliformes; Congridae. The record is from RefSeq and is a predicted model, not a curated record. The transcript is spliced from 11 exons. Gene Ontology annotation, biological process: regulation of transcription by RNA polymerase II.